Spodoptera frugiperda (fall armyworm) is the source of this 727-nucleotide messenger RNA. RefSeq lists its product as uncharacterized. The record is from RefSeq and is a predicted model, not a curated record. The transcript is spliced from 3 exons. Bases 173 to 604 code for a protein of 143 amino acids. Lineage: Eukaryota; Metazoa; Arthropoda; Insecta; Lepidoptera; Noctuidae.
UUUUUUUCUGACAAAUACUAAUAUGUCUUUUUAUACUCUGUGUUCUAUAAUUUUCAUAUUAUUUUCUUUUGAUAUAUCAUCAUUGAUUUAUACAUAGAUUUUUUUGUAUUUUAUUAAUACAUUUUUUAUAUUUUAUUUUGUAGCUUUUAAAGCGUUUUUAUUAGUGUUCAAGAUGUGUUGUGGGGGUGGUGGCGGAUGUGGGGGAUGCGGGACCUCCAUUGGGAAUUGGUUAUAUGUUUUCGAAAAGUUGGCGUCAUUUUGCGCCUUAACAGCAGUGGUUAUUUGCCUUAUACUGACGCUGUGUAUCAUGUUGGGGCUUGGUAUAGGCCUUGGUUACAACUAUUGCUACGUGGACCUGAGGGUUAGGAAACCGAGUUCAGGUUCGGCUAGAAGAUCUGGCGAAGAGCUCGAUGAGCCCAGUUUGGAGACAGAGGACUUCAGGCGCAGGAUGGACACAACUUACCCAGUGUCCCAGAGGACCACCACCUUGCCAACGAUUAAGGCCACCAUGCAAAUACCUCUUAACGGAGAGAUUGAUCUUGAGGCACUGUUUUCUAAAUUAAGGGGACGCAAUAGAAACGUCACCUUAGAACUGAUCACGUGAUUUUUAUGAUCAUCUACCAGUGUUUGCUAUGCCAGUUUAUUUUUUUUUAUAGAUUUUCUUUAUUUUAUUUUUUGUAAUUUGCUCUUUGUUUUGUUAAAUGAUUAUAUUGUUUUUCUUUUCUAA